This is a messenger RNA of Aspergillus tubingensis, 1659 nucleotides long. RefSeq names its product Zn(II)2Cys6 transcription factor. The record is from RefSeq and is a predicted model, not a curated record. Lineage: Eukaryota; Fungi; Ascomycota; Eurotiomycetes; Eurotiales; Aspergillaceae. Bases 1 to 1659 code for a protein of 552 amino acids. Gene Ontology annotation, molecular function: zinc ion binding; DNA binding; DNA-binding transcription factor activity, RNA polymerase II-specific. Gene Ontology annotation, biological process: DNA-templated transcription; regulation of DNA-templated transcription. The transcript is spliced from 4 exons.
AUGGCCGACCACCGACCCUCGCCCCUCGCCUGUAUACCUUGUCGUCGUCGCCAUGUCAAAUGCGACGCUCGCAUGCCCAUCUGCACUCGCUGCCACAAUAGUAACAGUGACUGUCGCUAUGUUCGUUCACGGCGCGGCUUGCGGAAUAGAUCUAGUCCUGAUCCACCCCCGGGCGAUGUCGAUCUCCUACCAGACUUUACCACUUGGCUCAACAACACCAUUGACCUAGAUCCAGAGUUCCUCAGCCUGGACCCCAACAUCGACCUCAACGAUGUACAUUCCGAUCCUAUCCAGGACCUGCCUCCAUCGCCACCAGCAUACACACCCGCAGUGGCCGAGUCUGAACCGCUCGCCCAUGAUGCCAUGAUCCAGCUCUACUACCACCACUUUCAUCGCUCGCAUCCCAUCCUCCUGCCGCGGCGCAGUCUCGCUUCCUCACUCUGCCAGCACAUCCCAGCGUACAUCACACAUAUCAUGCGCUACAUCGGCAGCCACUACUAUCCCCAGCCUGGAUUCAGCGAUUCCUUCCGAGCACCCGCCUACACGGCCCUUUCCGCCCCAAGCGACGGAUACAAAGUCCAGGGACUACUCCUCCUCGCCAUCCUCGAGCAUUCCUACGGACAUGAAGAGACCGCCCGGAAACUCCUCAAAGAGGCCAUCCAAUUAGCAUGCCACCUCGACAUGACCAGUCCCUCGUUCGCACGUAGCCACUCCCGCGGGAGUCCCAUCCUCGAAGAAAGCUGGCGACGCACCUACUGGGAACUCGUCGUCGUGGAAGGGCUCAUCUCCGCAUUUGGCGGCGGGCCCAUCCUGCCCAGCUACAAAUGGAUCAACGACGAGAUGCAGCUACCUUGCGAUGAGAAAGCAUAUAAUUUCGAGCAACUCAAACCCCCAAAGCCAUCCGCCACCCUCUCCACUCUCCCCAAUUUCGACCUCCACCACAUCUCCCCCUUCACCCACCGCAUCCUUGCAACGCAAGACCUCCGCGCCGUCCUGCAAGUCACACAAUCCCUCGACCCAGACACCGAACUCCAAACCGAGACAUUAGACGCCCGUCUCGCCACCUCCCUAAUGCGACUUCCCUCAUCCCUCCCAGAACACGACACCGCCACCGUCGACGAAAUGGUCUUUCAAACACUAAUGAUAACAUACCUAAGCCUAAUCUACCUCCACCACCCACACUCCACCAUCCGUCUCUCCUCCUACCACCCCACUACCACUACCAGCACCCUCGCCUCCUCCUCAUCAACAACAUCAUCAUCCUGCACCCGUCUCCGCACCCUCCAAUCCCUCCCCCUAUCCACAACCCACAUCCCCCACCACGACUCCCCCGCAUCCAACACCCACUCCCAGAAACUUCUCCGCGCCGCAGACCUCCUCUCAAACCUGGCCACCCUCCCAAGUACCGUCCUCUCCCGAACGCCAUUCUUCACCUGCGGUCUCGCCAUCGCGGCCGUGGUCCAUGUCGCCGCGUUAGCGAAUGGACCUCCGUCGUCGUUGGCGAUAAAGCAUGAGGAUGAGACAGGGGCGGGGAGGGAACAGUCGCUCAAAGCGAGGAUUGAGUUGGGUGUUGGGGCGUUGCAGGUGCUGGGUAGGGCGUGGCCGUUGGCGAGGAGGGUGAGGGGGGAGAUGGUGGAUGUUUAUCGGGGGAGGUGUUGA